This is a messenger RNA of Solanum dulcamara, 561 nucleotides long. RefSeq lists its product as uncharacterized. NCBI's taxonomy places the organism in Eukaryota, Viridiplantae, Streptophyta, Magnoliopsida, Solanales, Solanaceae. The transcript has a single exon. The coding region runs from base 1 to 561 and encodes 186 amino acids. The record is from RefSeq and is a predicted model, not a curated record.
AUGUUGAUUGAGCAAGAAAGUAGAUCGGCUCAUUCUAUUCAUUACUUUGCUUAUCAACUUCAACUAAGUCUUGUUGCGGUUUCUAAAAAGUGUGUUGAAGUGGGAGAGCUUGUACUAUUGGUUUCAAGUAUUUUGAAUAUGUUGGGAGCUUCUUUCAAAUGCAUGGAUGAAUAUCGAGAAUCUCAAAAGAAAAGAGUUCAAGAGGCAUUAGAUAUGGGUGAACUUGAAACUGGUAGAGGCUUGCAUCAAGAAUUUGGUCUUACUAGAGCUUGUGAUACUCGUUGGGGAUCCCACUACAAAUCUUUUAGUAACUUUAUUCUUAUGUUUGGUUCAAUUGUUGAUGUACUUAAUGAUAUUGUUGUUGAUUCACAUUGUCCAGAUAAAAAUGCCAAGGCAAUGGGAUUUCACAGAGCAUGUCAAACAUUUGAUGUUGCAUUCAUAUUGCAUUUGAUGAGAGAUAUUUUAGCAAUCACAGAUAUGCUUAAUAAAUGCUUACAGAAAAAAGAGCAAGAUAUCGUAAAUGUCAUGCUACUUGUUCAAGUAGCAAAGAAAAGGUUGUAA